This is a messenger RNA of Helianthus annuus (common sunflower), 999 nucleotides long. Its product is annotated as 60S ribosomal protein L6. The coding region runs from base 158 to 859 and encodes 233 amino acids. Gene Ontology annotation, biological process: ribosomal large subunit assembly; cytoplasmic translation. Gene Ontology annotation, cellular component: cytosolic large ribosomal subunit; ribosome. Lineage: Eukaryota; Viridiplantae; Streptophyta; Magnoliopsida; Asterales; Asteraceae. The transcript has 5 exons. The record is from RefSeq and is a predicted model, not a curated record. Gene Ontology annotation, molecular function: structural constituent of ribosome; RNA binding.
UAUUCAUACAAAAGUAAAAAAAAGAGGGCCAUUGUAAGUCCAGCCCAUCCAUUAGGCCCAUAAAGAAUCGUAUAUCACAACCUAUUAGGGUUUCAACCAUUUCCCACUGUCGUUUGAACCUGCCGCACUUCACCGGAGCAACAAAUCUACUGAAACAAUGGCACCUAAGGACAGAAAGCCACAUGUGAGCAGGAACCCUGAUUUGAUCAGAGGUGUGGGCAAAUACUCACGGUCGAAAAUGUACCACAAAAGGGGGCUCUGGGCCAUCAAGGCUAAGAAUGGCGGCACUUUCCCAAAACAUGAGAAGAAAGCUGCUGAAGCUGCACCAGCUGAGAAGCCUCCAAAGUUCUAUCCCGCUGAUGAUGUGAAGAAACCCCUUGUUAACAAGCGCAAAGCCCGACCAACUAAGCUUAGGGCUAGCAUUACCCCUGGAACGGUGUUGAUUAUCUUGGCUGGGAGAUUCAAGGGAAAGAGGGUUGUUUUUCUGAAACAACUUACCUCUGGAUUGUUGCUGGUUACUGGACCAUUUAAGAUCAAUGGUGUUCCUUUGAGGCGGGUGAACCAAUCAUACGUCAUCGCCACAUCAACAAAGGUUGACAUUUCAGGGGUAAAUGUUGAAAAGUUUGAUGACAAAUACUUUGGAAAGAAGGUCGAGAAGAAGAAGAAGAAAGGAGAAGGCGAGUUUUUUGAAGCUGAGAAAGAGGAGAAGAACACACUCCCACAGGACAAGAAAGACGACCAGAAAACCGUAGAUGCAGCAUUGAUCGCAUCCAUUGAGGCUGUUCCGGAUCUGAAAAGUUAUCUUGGUGCUAGAUUCUCACUCAAGGCUGGCAUGAAGCCUCAUGAGCUUGUGUUUUAAGUGAAGCACCAACAUGUUUUGCUAGAGAAUUAUUUUUGUUUUCUUAAUCAUGUCUCUUGUUCAUGUUAUCAUAGAUAAUGUCUCAUGUUAGCAUUGUUGGUUUGUUUUGUGCUUAAUGAAUGACUGAAAUUUUUUUUCUA